Brenthis ino (lesser marbled fritillary) is the source of this 1308-nucleotide messenger RNA. NCBI's taxonomy places the organism in Eukaryota, Metazoa, Arthropoda, Insecta, Lepidoptera, Nymphalidae. The record is from the annotation of a GenBank genome assembly.
AUGGGAGUGGCCUGCUGGCAACUUUAUUGCCUAGAGCAUGGUAUAAGACCUGACGGUACACUACCACUGUGUAACUCUGAUCCAAAUCCAACUGAUUCUUGUUUCAACACAUUCUUUUUUGAAGCUAACAGGGGCAAGAUGGUACCGAGGGUUGUAAUGGUGGAUCUAGAAGAGACUGUUAUCGACGAAGUGCGGUCCGGAGAGUAUCGCCAGCUCUACCAUCCAGAACAACUUAUAACUGGUAAAGAGGACGCUGCCAACAACUAUGCUAGAGGUCACUAUUCUACAGGCCGAGAAGUGCUGGAGCCAGUGAUGGACCGGAUCAGGAAGAUAGCUGAUCAAUGUACGGGACUACAAGGUUUCUUCGUGUUCCACUCGUGCGGAGGUGGCACGGGCUCCGGCUUCACUUCCUUGUUGAUGGAGAAACUGUCUGAAGAGUUUGGAAAGAAAAGUAAAUUGGAAUUUGCAAUUUACCCAGCACCACAGGUGUCGACAGCUGUAGUUGAGCCGUACAACGCAGUACUAACAACCCACGCCACAAUAGAACACUCGGACUGUGCAUUUAUGGUUGACAACGAAGCGAUCUAUGAAAUCUGCAGGCGACGACUGUCCAUCGAACGACCCUCGUAUGCCAAUCUAAACAGACUCAUAUCACAAGUGGUGUCAUCGAUAACCGCGUCGUUGCGCUUCGACGGCGCUCUGAAUGUGGACCUGACGGAGUUCCAGACGAACCUCGUCCCAUACCCGCGGAUACACUUCCCCCUCGCCGCGUAUGCGCCGGUUGUCUCUGUGGAUAAGGCUUACCACGAAGGCAUGUCGGUGUCAGAGAUCACGGCGGAACUGUUCGAGCCGCAGAAUCAGAUGGUGAAGUGUGACCCGCGCAACGGCAAAUACAUGGCGUGCUGCCUCCUGUACCGCGGUGAUGUCGUUCCCAAGGAUGUGAACGCGGCCAUCGCCUCUAUGAAAGGCAAGGCGGGCAUCCGUUUUGUGGAUUGGUGUCCUACUGGGUUUAAGGUGGGAAUAAACUACCAGCCGCCGUCGGUGGUGGCGGGCGGCGACCUCGCGCAGGUGAAGCGCGCCGCCUCCAUGCUCAGCAACACUACCGCCAUCGCCGAGGCGUGGGCCAAGCUCGACCACAAGUUCGACCUCAUGUACCAUAAGCGCGCCUUCGUGCACUGGUACGUGGGGGAGGGCAUGGAGGAGGGCGAGUUCACGGAGGCUCGGGAGGACCUUGCGGCACUCGAGCGCGACUACGACGAGGUAGCCAUGGACACCUCUGAUAUACCCACAGAUUGCACCGACGAGUUA